AUGAAUUUUUCUAGUCCGGGCCAGAAUGGUUCUUUGGAGUCCAACCGGGACUCGUACACUUCAGCUGUGACCAAGAAUGUGAUCGUCGUUACUUUGGGCUUGACCAUAAACUACAUCAACGGGAUGCUCAUUCACACCUUCAGGAAGAACCAGAUGUUCUAUACCACACCUCGCUACAUUCUCUUCAUCCAUCUUGUGGUCAAUGAUAUGAUCCAGCUCACUUCAGCCAUCAUUUUAUAUAUCAGUAGUUAUGUUUUCUACAAAAUCAAUGCGUCUAUUUGCUGUAUAUUCCUUUGUUUUGCCUUAUAUACCACUUUGAACUCCCCAAUCAACUUAGCAGUCAUGGCAGUGGAGUGCUACAUUGCCAUAUGCUAUCCAUUACGACAUGCUGAAUUUUGCACUGUUAAGACAACGUACAUAUUGAUUGCAUGCAUUUGGGUAAUGAGUUCAAUUGGCAUUUUGCCUGACCUUUUUUUACUCAUUGCCACAGAGCCAGUAGAGUACUUUUUGACAAAAUUGUUUUGUGAGAGAGAGAAUUUUUUCCGACAUCCAGCCAGUAGUAAAAAACGUGAAGUGUUGUACACACUCUAUCUUGUUGUAAUCUGGAUUGCACUCCUUUACACUUACCUCCAAAUAUUUAUCGCAGCUAAAGCUGCAAAUGCCUUGAAUGGAGAUCCAAAGAAGGCAAAAAACACUAUCUUGCUUCAUGCUUUUCAAUUGCUCCUUUGUAUUCUGACCUAUGUUUUCCACUUCGUAGUGAGUUUACUUGUUUCCCUUUUCCCCAGAAAUUCCAUACAUGUCAUAUUUGCAAGUUACAUCUUUAUUCAAAUCUUGCCCAGGCUUGUAAGCCCCAUUGUAUACGGCCUAAGAGACCAAAUGUUCAGACAAAGUUUGAAAAAGCAUCUUCUUUGUGCUAUUCGGUCCAAGCCAUAA
This is a messenger RNA of Periophthalmus magnuspinnatus, 933 nucleotides long. RefSeq names its product odorant receptor 131-2-like. NCBI's taxonomy places the organism in Eukaryota, Metazoa, Chordata, Actinopteri, Gobiiformes, Gobiidae. Gene Ontology annotation, cellular component: membrane. Gene Ontology annotation, molecular function: G protein-coupled receptor activity. The record is from RefSeq and is a predicted model, not a curated record. Bases 1 to 933 code for a protein of 310 amino acids. The transcript has 2 exons. Gene Ontology annotation, biological process: G protein-coupled receptor signaling pathway.